AUGUACAGAGUUAUAUGCUUUUCCUAUGGCAUUCGGAAUUCGAAAGAGCCAAGAACAUUAAUUGAAAUGAAAGGCUGCGUGCUGAUGUUCCUCCCAGCCCUCCUGGCCACUCUCCCUGUCUGCCGCGCCAGGAGCCUCGACCCCUUCACCCGCGCCACGCACUCCCUGGACCCCAGCGAUUUCUUCGACCCCAACCAGCCCGGACCCCACGACCUCAUCCACUUCCGAGUUAAAGCCCUGUACACGGCGGGUCUCAACCAAAGCCUGGACGUGUGGGUACCUUCGAGUCCCGGGGAGUAUCCGCUUAUGUAUUUUCUGGACGGGUUCGCGAUGGGGACGCCUCCAGCUGCAUACGCUCAGGUCCUGAGUCACGUGGCCUCGCACGGGGUAGUCGUAGUGGCGCCUUGGGCUAUGACUAUGGAGACACCGGAGCACAAAUUGCCGUCUCUGAUCACAACUAUGGCCUGGGCGGAGGGGCAGUUGGUUGAGAAGAUGGUUCAACAUGGAGUGUCAGAGGAAGUGGUGGUGGAUUUUGGGACGUUGUUGGGCGCAGGGCACUCAGCCGGCGCCCACACGCUCGUCGCUCUCCUGAAGGCCAAGGGCUGCGGGGCUUUCAAGGCUUUGGUGCUGCUGGACCCUGUCGACGGCGCGGACCCCAUGGGGAUGAUCCCCGAGUACUGCAUCACGCCGGGAGAACCACUCAACUUCGCCCUCCCGACGCUGCACCUGGCGGCUGGGUUCGAUCCGGUUCCUGGUUUCUCCGGCUUGGCUUGCGCUCCCGACCAGCUCAGCAACGAGAGAUUUUGGCUCGCACUCCGCCCGACGCCCACCGAUGGUCCAUCAACGCCACCGACUACGCCCACAUGGACUUCCUGGACCCCGAAUACCGGGAGAUGACAGGCGAUUUCUGCGGCCGCAACGACCUCAUCGGCGAGCAAGACCUCUUCACGUACCGGGAGUUCGUGGGAGGUCUCAUCACGACUUUCCUCAAAGCGCUGACGGAAGAAAACUGCGAGACGUACACGACCCUCCUGGAAGACACUUCAACCAUGUCAAUCAACGCCACUUCACGACACGUCAAGCCGACUAGCAGGUGUCCUCAG
Molecule: messenger RNA, 1103 nt
Organism: Penaeus vannamei (Pacific white shrimp)
Lineage: Eukaryota; Metazoa; Arthropoda; Malacostraca; Decapoda; Penaeidae
Source: RefSeq, a predicted model, not a curated record